AUGCCGCAGUCUUGCUUGUCUACAGUUAGAUAUCUUUUUACAAAUAUUGUUCAAGAAGAUGUACUAUUUGCAAAACCUUUGAAAACCUACACAACUGGAGAAGCGAUUUUCGACAUGAUCAAUGGGUAUUUUGAAAAGAAUGGAAUAAACUGGUCUUAUUGUGUGGGUGUGUGUACAGAUGGUGCAAAAUCAAUGACAGGAAAAUUUUCUGCUUUUGUGGCACGGGUGAAGAAGAUCAACGAGAAAAUUCAAUGGACUCAUUGUUGUAUUCAUAGACAAGCUUUAGUAUGUAAGCGUAUUCCUGCAGAGUUAUCUACUACUUUAAGUGUUGCUGUGAAGAUUGUGAACUUUAUAAAAUCGCGUGCUACAAAUUGCCGUCUAUUCCGUACGCUUUGUGAGGAUUUUGGAAGUUUCCAUAUUUCUUUACUACUUCACACAGAAGUUAGAUGGCUUUCCCGUGGUAAAGUUUUGACGCGUUUGUUUGAAUUGAAGUCUGAAAUUGAUCAUCCGUUUAAUUUGUCUUCUGGUAUAUCAGAUGUUCUUUGGCUGCAAAAGCUUGCGUAUUUAGCUGACAUUUUUUGUAACCUGAAUGAAUUAAAUAUAUCUUUACAAGGCGAGGGUGUUACCAUUUUCAGUGUAUAUGAUAGAAUUGAGGCUAUGUUGAAAAAG
Stegodyphus dumicola is the source of this 669-nucleotide messenger RNA. Its product is annotated as zinc finger BED domain-containing protein 5-like. The record is from RefSeq and is a predicted model, not a curated record. Lineage: Eukaryota; Metazoa; Arthropoda; Arachnida; Araneae; Eresidae.